This is a messenger RNA of Clupea harengus (Atlantic herring), 2128 nucleotides long. It is a transcript of the gene slc18b1, whose product is annotated as solute carrier family 18 member B1. Gene Ontology annotation, molecular function: transmembrane transporter activity. Bases 390 to 1856 code for a protein of 488 amino acids. The transcript is spliced from 13 exons. NCBI's taxonomy places the organism in Eukaryota, Metazoa, Chordata, Actinopteri, Clupeiformes, Clupeidae. Gene Ontology annotation, biological process: transmembrane transport. The record is from RefSeq and is a predicted model, not a curated record.
GUUUCCUUUUUAAAUUGCAUCACUACAAAGAUGUCUAGUCCUGUAUCUAAUGAGAUAUCAUCUGGCAGUUUAGUUGAAUUGUAACUCAAAACAAACACAUACCAAUAGGCUACUCCAAGUGGUCCGACAGAAGGUGCUCACAGAUAUUAUUAAGGGUAAGCAAUAUGAGUAGCUUACGGGGGGUGAAGUGUUAUCUUUUAGUUUGGGGGAAAGUGGGCGGGCUUUGAGGUGGGUGUAGUGUGCGGAAGUUUUGUAUUACUGCAGAUACAACCAAAGACUUCAAUAACGUUGGACGCAACGAUCUGCUUCUCCGUGAAUGACAGUUGGACUAUUCAUGUUCACGCACAGAGCAAUACUCUGUCAUCUAUGAACUUCCAAACUUGAGACAUAUGGAUUCGAAAAAUGUUUCGUGGACAGGCGGUGGUGCGCAGGAAGAACCUCCUGCACCUAGUCAGCGGCUGUCCCGUCAACAAAUUCUAACCAUGAUAGCCAUGUCUUCUAUCAACUUCAGUUCAAUGAUAUGCUACUCUAUAUUAGCUCCGUUUUUCCCAAGUGAGGCUAAAAAGAAGGGUGUGAAUCAAACAAUGAUUGGUCUAAUAUUUGGAUGGUAUGCCUUAUUUGUGCUGGUGGGAUCGUUGCUAUUGGGUAAAUAUGUAAGUUCAUCCUCAUUAAAUGUCACACAGUGCACCAGACCCAGCACCCUACCGGGUGUAACAGUUGUUCUCUCUUAUUUCCAGAUUGUACAGAUUGGGGCAAAGACAAUGAUCAUUUUGGGAAUAUUUGUUUCAGCCGUGUGCACUAUUCUCUUUGGUCUGCUGGACAGAGCCGCUGCCGGGACACAGUUCAUCGUUCUCUGCUUUGUCAUUCGUUCAGUGAAUGCAGUUGGCUUUGCUGCUGCCAUGACAGCGUCAUUUGCCAUCUUGGCUAAAGUAUUCCCCAACAAUAUAGCUACUGUCCUGGGUUUCAUGGAGAUAUUCACUGGUCUUGGUCUCAUUCUGGGACCACCGAUAGGUGGAUGGCUGUAUCAGGCAUUUGGAUAUGAAAUCCCAUUCAUUGUGUUGGGAUGUCUGCUAUUCCUGAUGGUUCCAUUCAAUAUCUGGCUCUUACCCAGUCAAGAUGCAUAUCCAACCGGGGACUCUUUCUUCAGGCUGUGCGCCAUUGGGAAGAUCCCGAUCAUCUGCUUUGUGGUUCUUACCCUCAGCUCUGGCCUGGGCUUCCUGGAUGCCACUCUGUCCAUAUUUGCUAUCGAGAAGUUUUCCUUAUCUCCUGGCUCAGUGGGGCUUCUGAUGAUUGGUCUCUCUCUCCCUUAUGCUGCUGCCUCUCCCAUCUUUGGCAUCCUCAGUGAUAAGUACCCAUCUGCACGAAAGUGGAUGAUGGUGAGUGGAGGAAUGGGAACAGCAGUGAGUUUCUGCCUACUCGGACCAGUUCCAGUCAUUGGGGUCAGUGGGCAACUCUGGCUGACCAUUGUGAUGCUGGUUGUUAUUGGUUUCUCUCUGUGCAUGACCGCGAUCCCCACCUUCGCCGAGAUGCUGAUAUGUGCACACGAGAAUGGCUUUGAGGAGGGGCUGAGCACACUGGGACUAGUGUCAGGACUCUUCUCUGCCGUCUGGUCAUGUGGAAUGUUUGUGGGACCUACAUUUGGCAGCUAUAUCACACAAAAAUAUAAUUUUGAAUACGCGUCAGCGUGCCAGGGUGGACUUACUUUCCUAGCGGCAUCCCUUCAGGGCAUCUACUCCCUCUAUGACCUCCAUAGGAGGAGGUCUACCCAGGCCUCAGAGCCUGUGACUGAUGAUCCAGCCCAACCUGGUGACCGAACGCCUCUCCUGUCUUCAUUUCACUCCUCAAGAUCGCUCUAAAUUCACUGUAAAUCUCCUUCCUUGUCAGGGAGGUCCUAGUCUUGGAAUUUCAUAGUGCUUAUAGGAGGAGCAGAGCUACCUACGUAAACAUUGCACUAUGCCAAUAUGACACUAUUUAAUAAAAGAGGCUCUAAAUUAUGUAAUAUCUAAUAUAAAUAAUGAUGUUUGCUACCUACUGUAAAUUAGCUUUUAUUUUGUACAUGCUUUGUGUUCAAGUCUAAGAACAAUGUAAAAUAAAAUCAGUUUAUAGAAAGAUGUUUUCUUUCACUUGA